Molecule: messenger RNA, 2755 nt
Organism: Anopheles moucheti
Lineage: Eukaryota; Metazoa; Arthropoda; Insecta; Diptera; Culicidae
Gene: Ipp
Product: inositol polyphosphate 1-phosphatase
Exons: 3
Coding region: 439-1539 (366 amino acids)
Molecular function (GO): inositol-1,4-bisphosphate 1-phosphatase activity
Source: RefSeq, a predicted model, not a curated record
UAUUGUGACUAGUAAGUACGCUUUUCAAUAUUCUUGCAGUUAUCUACUGCGGCGGCGCAGAAAGGAACAAAUCUGAAAUAUUCUCUUUUGGUUAACUAUUUUUUUUGCAUUACGAAUAGAAGUUUCAUUCCAAAAGUUAGUGUUCAGAAGGCAAAUAGUUGUGACGAGGAAAGUACUGUGAUUGGCGGCACAUUUACAUCUUUUGUAUAUUGCGUCGAAUCAAGCAGGUAAACAUUGUAAACCGAGAAAGAGAAUAAACAAUAUUGAACGUUGCUCAUAUUGAACUAUCCCUGCAUACGGCCUGGAACUUCUGUAAAAGUUACAAAACUACGUAAUCAAGACAAUCAAUCGUUGGUAUUUAAUUACACCACCAGGAGUGCAUCACAAGAAGUGUUUUUUGUUUGCCGCUCGCAUUACAUCGAAGAAUUUUUAUCAAACAUGUCAGCCAUAAAUUUGUUGAAGGAGUUGUUAAAAGCAUCCGAAAAGGCUGCUAACAUUGCACGUGUAUGUCGGCAAAAUCAACGCCUAUUCAGUUUACUGGUGCAGGAAAAAGAAAAGGAUGAAUCGAACUCUCGAUUCGAUCACGAUUUUAAAACGCUCGCUGACUGCCUCAUUCAGGAGAUGAUAAAAUACGUGAUCGGAAAACAGUUUCCAGAAUUGCGUGACAACAUCCGAGGGGAAGAAAAUGCAAAAUUUACCAACACUGCGGGUGAGUCUGUUAUAGUGUCGGUGACGGACGAUCCGGAAAACACCAUCCAUGUUCUGGAAAAGAUUCUUAACGGUGAUAAAGAAGCCGCAUCAGCCCUCGUGGACGAGGUUUAUCGUGAUGUCGAUCUGGACACAGAGGCACUAGAAAUACCUACCGACUCAAUACCGUUAGACAACGACUGGUCUGAGCUGGGAAUAUGGAUCGAUCCGAUCGACGGUACGGCCGAGUAUAUAAAAGGCGAAGAAAAAUUAACCAAAUUCUCAAAUAUCGCUUCAUCGGGCCUGAAAUGUUGCACGGUACUAAUAGGUGUGUACGAAACCAGCCAGGGGACACCAAUCCUUGGCGUAAUCAAUCAACCGUUUGCUGACAAAGCAAGCGAACAAGACGAGUUUCAAGAGAAAUAUAGUGGCAAAAUCUAUUGGGGUUUGUCGAUAGGCGAUCUAAAAUUCAACAAUAUAGCGCCACAUGAACCAGAUGCACGUAUUGCUAUUCUUUCUCCGUCCGAGCAGUCAAAGUAUGUUGAUUUCAUACGAAAUCAAUUGAAAUAUGAUGUUAUCUAUUCGUCGGGUGCAGGAUAUAAGAUACUAAAAAUAGCGACAGGAGAGGCAGAACUGUUCCUCUUAAGCAAAGGCACUACUUACAAAUGGGACACGUGUGCACCCCAAGCAAUUCUUCGUUCAAUGAACGGGGACCUGUUUAAUCUUCAAGACACACUUAUUAAUAAAUCGGUAAAGAAGAUUUCUUACCAAGAUCGCAAAGUAACUCGUAAUCUAUGCGGACUUAUUGCCUAUCAGAACAUCGAUAAACUGCGAGAAUUUCUUAAACUGUAAGCUACAUUGAAUUAAUGGCGUGUGCACGUUUACCUAUACGCUUUUCGGUAUCAAUUAAUCAAUAUAUAGUAUGUCGAAAAAAAGAAACUUAAGAAAUAGAUUCGAAUGGCUGUUAAUCGUUGAUAUAUAGACAUAUUAAUGUUUAGACAAAUUUCAUAAUAAUUCGUGUUGAACGUAGAAUGAGCAGCUAACAUAGCUGAAAGUUGUGUUAUAAAUAUGGAUCAAAACUCAAGGAAUAUUUAGUGAGACUCUAUUCAAUCAAAGGCUGUCUUGUAGUGAACUUUUCUUGGUUUGACGAAAUAAUGACGCUGCAGUUUAGUUCAUAGAAGUCAACAGUUGUAGAUAUCUAUUUUUAUAGAUACUCUGCUGGUAGUUGGUAAAUCAUAACUAUAACUAUCAAUUAAAUGUGUGGAAUUAUUUAGAAUUGUUCCAUAUCAAAUCUAAACGAGCAUAAUAAUAAUAAUAAUAGAUUUUGUUUCGAUGCAAAUAAUUAUGCUUCCAGAACCCGUCGCAUUCCAUUUUGAAUGUUUUACUGCAAUUGUAUAUUGAAUUUAGCAGAAAUAAUAUACAACUAUAAGUUUGUUUCAUUCAUACCUAACGGCCAGGUCGUAUUGGUAUUAGUUUUAUUUAGGAAAAGUUACAACCAUCAAUAACGAUUAUACAAGCAACUGGGUCAAGAUAUAAAUUCAAAUCAGAAUUAUUGUGAAAUUUCUAGAACGACGCAAUUGAGAUAUUGAAAAAAAAAUCAUAUUACAGUAUCUUAAAUAAUUCAAAACACAGUAGCUGGCAUAGAACAGAUGUUAGUGGCGUAGAGUGAUAUAUCCAAGAGAAACUGCAUGUUAGCUUAACUGUAGGAUGGAUGUAAAAUAAUCUUAUUCUCAAACAGUAGAAGGUUUGAACAGUGUUCUCAUUUAAGUUAUAUUUCGACAAACAUUUUGUUCGCAAUACCGUAUAAUGCUGUUGUUGCAAAGGAUUAAAACCAAAGCAUUCAUUUGGAUCAAUUGCAUUCGUUGAAUAGAUGUGUCGUAAAAUAUACAUAAUUGAGUUCCCAAUAAAGAUUGAACUAGACCACCGACCCGUUCAAUACGAUCUUCGAACUACACUUACCUAGUGUUAACCGGAUUUUAAAAUUGUCCAAAAGCCAUCUUUUUCUGUUAUUUUCCAUAUCGCCGCCUGUCCGUUUUUUGUGAAUGUAAUCUUUAAAUAACCAUUUAAA